AUGCGGAUCGCGAGGCGGCUCUUCCUCGCGGCGCCGGCGCUGCUGUUGGGUCUGCUUCUGCUCGUCGCGGGGCCGGUGGCGGCGCAGGACGCGGCGGUGGAGGGCGUGGCGCCGGCGGCGGAUGAGAUCGCGGCGAACGCGAGGGCCAAGGAGGCAGCGGUGCUGGCCGCCGAGCUGGGCCAGCUCAGGGCGAAGAUCUCCGCGUUAGAGUCUCGCAUUGCAGAGCAGAACCUGGAGUUGAAGACCAAGAAUGAUGCAAUUGAAACACUGGAUAUGAUUGUCAAGGAAAAAUCACAGAAGAUAGCUACUAUGCAGAAUGAAGUAACUUCCCUCGAGGCCAGGGGGUCUUUAGCUACAGAGGAGCAGGCAAGCAAGGCCAAUGCACGGGCUAUUGAGCUCGAGAAGCAGAUCGAGAAGGUCAAGAAGGAUAUUACAGAACAAAAAAUAAAAAAAGCAGCUCUGGAGGCUAGGGCUGGUGAUGCUGAUAAGAAGGUGCAAGAGCUGAAUACGAAGCUGGAGAAACUCCAGAGGACAAGCAGUGAUCAAAAGCACAGGAUUCAGAAGACUGAACACGCUCUUAAAGUUGCUGAGGAGGAGCUGAUGAAGGUGCAGUUGGAAGCAACAACAAAAGCUAAACAGCUGGGAGAGGUUCAUGGAGCCUGGUUGCCACCUUGGUUAGCGACACAUGCAGCCCACUCUAUGGAGGUGAUGUCAAAUCAUUGGAAGGAACAUGGGAAACCUGCCUUUGACAGCUUUUUGCAGAAGGCAUCAGAAAAAUCAGCACAGGCAAAGAAAUGGGCUGAACCCCAUCUGGAAACUGCUAAGACAAUAAUAUUCUUCUUACAUAUUCCUGAAUCUGUAGUUACUGAAAUAUGA
Molecule: messenger RNA, 876 nt
Organism: Miscanthus lutarioriparius
Lineage: Eukaryota; Viridiplantae; Streptophyta; Magnoliopsida; Poales; Poaceae
Source: the annotation of a GenBank genome assembly